Messenger RNA from Sesamum indicum (sesame), 1579 nucleotides. The record is from RefSeq and is a predicted model, not a curated record. NCBI's taxonomy places the organism in Eukaryota, Viridiplantae, Streptophyta, Magnoliopsida, Lamiales, Pedaliaceae.
ACAUUGAAUUGGAGAAAAAAUAAAAGUUAAAAUCAUCCUAAAGGUGUAGUUUUGACAUAUUUCUUUCUGUUAUCUGUCAAUCUUCUUGGUUUAUGUUUUCAUGGCUUUAUAUUUGGGAUAGAAUUCAGGAGUUGAGGAUUGAUUUACCCUAUUUCUUUUUUAUCUUUUUUCUUCUUCCAUUGUUUAACAUUGUGCCAAAAAUUCUGCAAAUCUUCAAUACGUAGAACAAUUUAUUGUACAAGUUUUCCCAAGUGAUCCUGUUUUACUGUCUAAGAUAGAAAGGUAAGAAACUGAUUAUUUCGUGUGUGCGAAGAUGGUGCGGGCAAAAUUGCGCCUGGAACUGAUAAGCAGUGAAAAAGCACGAGUUGCGGCCUUUGAAAGGAGAAAGAAAGGUCUAGAGAAGGCGGCUGAUGAACUUUCUACUCUCUGUGGAGUCGACAUUGGCAUGAUUGUUUACUUGCCAGCACAAAAUAAUGAAGCAAACGAGCCAACAAUCUGGCCGAAAAAUGGCCAUGAACUGUUAGCAAGCUUGACCCAUUCCUACGAGUCAAGAUCAGGUUGUGACUGCAGGUCCAGGACAUACAAUUUGUCAGCCUUUUUCAAGGAUCAGACGGAGAGAACUGAAGAAGAACUCAAUAAGUUGAGGAAAAAGAUGAGAGAGGCCAAGUACCCUAAGUGGGACGGAAGGUAUAACUGUUUGUCAGGAGAUCAGUUAAAAGAGAUUGUUAGCUUGCUAACGACGAAGAUUGAUGCUGUGAGGGGAAGGAUCAACUCAGUAAAGAGCUCUGUAAUCAUCUACACAGAAUCAGGUGCUUCAAUGGAUCCUUCAGUUCAAGAAUAUGCAGUUUUCAACCCAAGUAUGUGGACAGAUAUCAUGGAACUGCAGCAGCCUUUGGCAUAUUAUGAUGCCCAAGCUAUUAUACCAUAUCAGAGGCGGAUGAUGAUGAUGAACAAUAGUGCAUCAUGUAGCCAGAAUACGUUUAGUUUUGGUCUAAAUCCUGCAAGUGCAGUUUCCUUGCCAAGUAUGUGGACAGAUAUCAUGCAACAGCAGCAGCCUUUGGCAUAUUAUGACGCCCAAGCUAAUAUAGCAGAUCAGAGGCGGAUGAUGAUGAUGAACAAUGGUGCAUCAUGCAGCCAGAAUACAUUCGGUUUCGAUGAAAAUCCUGAUUAUUACGCCUAUAGUUGUGAUGAGAUUUCUGCUCAGAAUUGUGGGUUGGGGAGGGGGAUAAUGGAAAAUGUUGGAGCAAACAAUUGCGAGCCACUAAUGUCUUAUAAUAUGCCAAACAUGGCACCAAUACCCCAGAAUAGGCAACGUCCACUGCUGUCCGGUGCUUUCCCUCAAAUGCAGGCUGCUCAGGGGGCAGAUUAUGUUUGAAGGCGUGGUUUUUGAAUGAGGAAUCCGAAUUGACAAAAAAAGGGGAUGUUGUAGAUUUGGGGUUAGUUGGUAUUCUCAUUGUUUGGGAAAUUGUCUUCAAGCAUUCGUCUUCACUAAACUGUACAGAAGUACGGAUCUAACUUUUGACCAUUUUUCCUUCUGGUGAAUUUUUAGAAGAAAGGCACAUUUGGUCUAUUUUAUUGU